This is a messenger RNA of Helicoverpa armigera (cotton bollworm), 1290 nucleotides long. RefSeq names its product muscle-specific protein 20. Gene Ontology annotation, biological process: actomyosin structure organization; actin filament organization. Bases 138 to 683 code for a protein of 181 amino acids. Lineage: Eukaryota; Metazoa; Arthropoda; Insecta; Lepidoptera; Noctuidae. Gene Ontology annotation, molecular function: actin filament binding. Gene Ontology annotation, cellular component: actin cytoskeleton. The record is from RefSeq and is a predicted model, not a curated record. The transcript has 4 exons.
AAACAGCUUAUAGAAGCGGGUAACGCUUAUUUUGUUCUCAACUUUGGUGAGAGAGCCAUCUAGUGAUUGCCGCUUGAAACACUCGCGUGUGAUUUUGUGUACUAAGUGACAUUUUUUGAAAAUCCUUGUGAUCCAAAAUGCCUGGACGUCCUAUUUGGCAGUGUGCUGGUAAGCGUGAGCCUGAGAAGGAGCAAGAAGCCCAGCAAUGGAUCGAGGCGGUGAUCGGCGAGAGGUUCCCCAACAUGCCCUAUGAACUGGCUCUUCGCGACGGUAUCAUCCUGUGCAAGCUCAUGAACCGUCUACAGCCUGGCAUCAUCACCAAAGUCAACGUCUCUGGUGGGGACUACAAGUACAUGGAUAAUAUUAACCAAUUCCAGAAAGCGUGUGUGAAGUACGGAGUACCUGAUGUCGACCUCUUCCAAACAACAGACCUUUGGGACCAGAAGAACAUCGCUCUCGUCACACAAACCAUCUUCGCUCUUGGCAGGACGGCAUACAAACACCCGGAAUGGCGCGGCCCCUACCUAGGACCCAGGCCUGCUGAGGAGAACCGACGUGACUUCAGCGAAGAUGUGCUCCGUGCUGGCAAUGCCGUCAUUGGUCUUCAAGCUGGCACCAACAAGUUGGCCAACCAAUCCGGCCAGAACUUUGGCGCGUCUCGCAAAAUCAUCCUUGGCAAGUGAAGUACUAGGCUGCCAGAAAUCAAAGAUGGUAUUUUCGCAACACUACUUAAUUGUUUAUUUAUUUGUGGAAUUUGUCACUUUGGUUUAUUUUUUUUUAUGUAGAAUAAGUUUAUGUUGUAGGUAUUUUGGUUUAGUUUAAAUAUCUAUGUAUGUAUUGAUUGCCUAAUUUUUGUAGUUCCUUGUCCCAAAAUUGUAUGUAGAAAUUUUAAUGUGAUCGUAAUGAUUUUUAUAGAAACGUAGUACGUGUUAUUAUAAUUUUCAAUUUUAUUUAAAAGCCAAAAUAAUGAAUAGAUAUAAUUUACCAAAGUUUUUUGACUAGUCAUAAAAUUUUAUAAUUUUAGUUAUUUCUAUUUUUUUAUUUAAGUAUCUAUAUAUGUUUUAUUUAAACAAUGCCUACUUUUAAGUUCUAAUCAAUAAACUGUGAUUUAUCGAGUCGGACGAGGCUUAACAUUUGGUACAAAAACUUUUAUUAAAUUACAACAACGACUGCAUACAAAAUAAAUAGUAUAAAACCAUCAAGGAUAAUUUAUUGUGGUCAACACAGAGCUCCUUAUAUUUAAUUGGAUGAAUUACGUGCCUUUUAUAAAUAAAUGUAUGUGGUACCAUC